AUGGGCGCUAACACGGACGUGAAGUCACUGCUGUCCAAGGACGUUGGCAGGAUGGCCGACUUCGCGAUCAACCUGGUCUCCAACUUCUACUUCCGGCCGUGCCGCGACCAGUACGACGAGGUCAUUCUCGAGUACUUCCGUUGCCGGUGCGGCACGGUCCGGAAGCGAGUCACGGGGACGGGGUACUCGAACCCGAUGCAGCAUAUCAGGCGCGAGCACCCCUCGUACUCGGAGGAGAUGCUGGCCGCAACACCCGGUCAGACGGGCUCUCUUGCUCACUACGUCCGCCACUCUGCCCAGAACUUGUUCGGUUGGCUGGAGUGGCUGGUGAAGUGCAACCUGCCGCUAUCAUUUUGCGAGAUCAAGCUCGCAAGACGUUACACGCGCCUCCAGCCUGUCUCUGUCGAAACGCUUCGGCGCGUCAUGGACGCGGUGACGCGCUGCGUCGAGCACGCGAUCGCGGCUGAGAUGCCGGAGGAGUUUGGUAUCAUCUUUGACGGGUGGAGCCACGACUCGGAGCACUACAUCGCGGUCUUCGCGUGCUACGAGGUUGAUGGGGUUCUGAGGUGCCCCUUGCUCUGCAUGGCACCACUCGUCAACGAUGAGACCGACGACUUCUCCGCGGCUAGUCAUCAAGCCUCCUUGGCUACGAUGCUAGCGCGCGACUAUCAGAAGCGCCUGGACCAGGUUCUCUUCCUGGUGGGAGAUAAUUGCGGCGUCAACCGCCGCCUCGCUACGCUGAUGGGCGUCCCGCUAGUUGGGUGUGCAAGCCACCGACUCAACCGAGCCGUCGCCGCCCGGCUGAGCGAAUGCGCUGAAGAUGUCGACAUGGUACAGGCGCUGAUGGUAAAGCUGCGGACCCUCCACCAUUCUGCAAAACUCCGGUUCAAGACCGACCUUCGACCAAUCAUCCGCCAGCAAACCCGCUGGGGUUCGACCUUUGCGAUGAUUAACCGCUACUUCGAGCUUCUACCAUUCAUCGACGCGGAGGACGACGAGUUGACCGAGCUUCUUCCCCCGGCGGCGUCCAAGCGGCCGCUUCGGGACCUGAUCGGCGAGCUGAAGGACGUGGAGUCCGUGUUGAAGGCUCUCCAAGGCGCUGACGCAAACCUCCUCGACGUUCGCGUCUGGUUCGACGGUCUCAUUGCCGCGAAGCCCUCGUACGCCCGUUAUCUCGCACCGCGGGCUGACAUCGUCCACAGACCCGACUUCGAGGCGGGCUGCGUCAAGGUGCUCAAGGGGCAAGCCAAGCGGCUGACCCGGGUGGAGAAGGCGGCGCUGGAGCGCUUCUUGGCGGCUCCACCAGCGGGUGAGGGCGAGCAAGAAGUGAAGGAUGAGGAGGCCAGCAUCUCCUUCGUGGAGCGGCUGCAAAAGCGUCGGCGCCUGGAAGAGCAUCAACCAUGCUACGAACUGCUGGCGUCCAUUCCGCCCACGUCCAACGUGGUCGAGCGAUUUUUUAGCAUCGCUCGGGCCACGUUUGGGCUGCAGCGCCACGCACUGCAGCCGUACACGCUGGAGAUGCUGCUGUUCCUGCGGCAGAAUGCCGAUUAUUGGGACGCGCGCACUGUUGAGAGCGCGGAGUAA
Messenger RNA from Phytophthora sojae, 1584 nucleotides. RefSeq lists its product as hypothetical. Bases 1 to 1584 code for a protein of 527 amino acids. The record is from RefSeq and is a predicted model, not a curated record. The transcript is spliced from 5 exons. Lineage: Eukaryota; Oomycota; Peronosporomycetes; Peronosporales; Peronosporaceae.